Messenger RNA from Carassius auratus (goldfish), 2582 nucleotides. It is a transcript of the gene fsbp, whose product is annotated as fibrinogen silencer binding protein. The record is from RefSeq and is a predicted model, not a curated record. Bases 572 to 1582 code for a protein of 336 amino acids. NCBI's taxonomy places the organism in Eukaryota, Metazoa, Chordata, Actinopteri, Cypriniformes, Cyprinidae. The transcript has 5 exons.
ACAAAUCAUAUGCAUUUAGUGUAUCUCAAGAGAAUGGUAUACAAGUCAUAUAAAAUACACAAACCACUGAACUGCCUUUUUUUUGACGCCCGGAGCGUCAUUUUGCGCAUGUGUCUCCAGUCUGUUGUUUAAAUUUCUUACGGACCGCUUAAACCCGGGGGGUGGGGACAAAGUGUAAUAUUUUCGGAAUAAAAUCGUCAGACUGAUGAUUGCAUACUCCACAAGUGUACCUGGUGACCCCUUGCGCAUGAGGUGGAUCCCCCCGGAUGCAUUUCUGUUGAACUCUGAAGCAGUUUACCUGUGGCAUCCAGAGUUUAACAUCUCACUGCAACUAAAACUCAGGAAGUGUACUGCACAUGACGGCACCAAACCAACCUCACCUUCCUGUAAUGCUGGAGUGUAAUACUCAGAAACUAACACUGUGAUACUGCAAAUGUUACCAUGUAAAAAGAUUUUCAAAUUAGAUUGUUGAAAAUAAUACUAGUCCGAUACUUUAUAGAUUUUCUACAAGUGAAGUAACACACAAUACCUCAAUAUAAGCCUUCUUACCCAGUUACACACAAAUACACUCAUGCUGACCACCAUGACGUACCGCAUGCCAAACUUCACUCUGGAGCAGAAGCUUUUCCUGCUUCGGAGAAUUCAUGCGGUGGUGGACACAGUCCAGGACUUUCGGAAAGACACCAACACUACUGUACACCGGAACGCUGUAUGGGCAGAGCUGGCCCAGGCCUUCAAUGCGGCGUUCCCUAGUCGACCCCCCAGCAGCAUCGGCUCUCUGAAGACACUGUGGAAACGGCUGAAGGUCGAAUGUCGUGUUGCGCUGCAGAAGCGACAGGAACAGCAGGCAGCUGGGCUUCCUGUGUCUGCCCUCUCUCAGGUGCAGAGAGAAGUGAUUGGGCUGGUACCGAACCUCAUCUCCUGUCUGGAGGAGGUAGACGGAGAUGGCAGCUAUGUCUCGGUUAGGGGUAGCUCACCUGGAGCAGUGAUGGGGCUUUCAGGCACUAAUGGGAGUGAGCACGAAGACGCUGACCACAGUCAAAAUGAUGAAGUAGACAGCAAGGAGAACUUAGCUAUUGAACUUGGAUUGGUCUCACAGACUCACCCACCGGUUAACUCUGGGAUUCCUCCUGGCACUGCCUCCUCUCCUCUCCACUCUCAUUCAGUCUCUUCCAGGUCCAGCCGUCCCUCCCUCAUCUACCAAACUCAUGCAGGAAGCACCUCAGGGCUGGGAUCAGGGACUCGGGUUACAAACUUUGAUACCCCACACAGAGAGCCUGUGAUGCCACGUGCUCCUGCCGGAGGAGCAGUUGAGAAUUCAUUACCGCAGAUGGACUCUUGUACCUCAAACCCGAAAUGGGAGGCACGUCGACAAGAACUGUUUGAGCUGGAGCAUCAGCAGACGAUGAGUCUGUUACUGCUGCAGCAGUGUGUGUGGGAGGAGAAGAGGAAAGCAGUGAGACAAAAGGAGAAGGCGGCACGGGCCAAGAAGAGAUAUUAUCAAGCCAAACUACGGAAGUUCGCCACAGAUCCUCCACCUUCCAGUAGUGACAGCGAGGAUAACGAAUAUCUACAGACUUGAACUCAGAUGUUUAUGGCAUCUUAGCUAUGUUUGCUUUCUUUUUUUGAAAGUCAUUUUUAUUCUAGCAGUGCUGUUUAUUUACAAAACAGUAUGUUUUUUAUUGUGGACUAAAUGUAAUUGGUGUUUAGGAAUGUACCAUGUGUAUCAUAUGGAGGGGGGAAUUCACUCGAGCAGGCUUUGUUCCAAUAGCCAAUACAAAUCUGAUUUCCUUUCAUACUCUCUCUCAUCAACACUAAUGCUGCAUUCCAUUCAGUCAAAAGUGGGAUAGUUAAAGGGAUAAUUCACCUGAAAAUUUUAAUUCAUUAUUUACUCACCCUCAUAUUGCUCCAAACUGUGUGACUUACUUUCUUCUGUGCCAUACAAACUAAGGUUUUAAAAAAAAUGCCUCAGUGUUUACAUUGUCCAUACAAUAGAAGUAAAUGGAUCCAGUGUUUUUGAAAAAAGUUGAAAUAUUUCUCAAAAUAUCUUCUUUUGUAAGAAAGUAAGUCAUACAUGUUUGGAAAGACAUGAGAAGUAAACGACAACAGAAGGUAGAUUAUAACACUUAAAGAAUCAAAUCGUAAUGCUAAUGUUAGCAUCGCAAUUGUCAACAAAGAAGCCUUUUAGCAUCCAAUUUUCCCAGCAUUUGUUUAAAAUGAUACAAAUUAUCAAGAUGGAAGCUAAUUUACCAUUUUGUACAAGCCUGCAAGGUUUUAUUGUAAUGUAAAUACUUUGACCUGUUAAUUAAUUGAAUUUGCUUAAAAGAGUGAAUGAUUAUCCUGUCUCUCUGGGUCUCGUGUUAUAUCAUAUAAAAAAACAACUGAAAAUCUUAUGUUAGGAAAGUAUUCCAAAUGGAAGAUUGGUGAUUUAGAGUGCAAUAGUUGAACACAUCCAUCUAGUGCAUGUUAACAAUGAUAAAGCAGCGCAGUGGAAUGUGCAGCCCAAAACCCUCGCCCAGUCAGGCCAGAACUGAGCAGUGAGGAGACGUUUAGUCCUGAUACUUGUGCUUGAUGAGAAGAGG